Molecule: messenger RNA, 2321 nt
Organism: Chlamydomonas reinhardtii
Lineage: Eukaryota; Viridiplantae; Chlorophyta; Chlorophyceae; Chlamydomonadales; Chlamydomonadaceae
Exons: 2
Coding region: 597-845 (82 amino acids)
Source: RefSeq, a predicted model, not a curated record
CGAACCACCCACUCGCGCACUCUGGCAACUUCUUUCAAGGCAGCUUGUCUAGGAAGCUGCAUUUAAUGUCGUGCAGUGAAUGACAAGCACUAUCAUCGAGCUGCGGGGCUGUUGAAGCCACUUUAGCUUUAUCGGUUGCCUGGCGUCUCGACGACAAACGUAGAAAUGCGCAAUGUAAUCCUGCAACAUUCAAUCCUUCUGCAUCAAUAAUGGAAGGUCUUGGGAACGAUGUGAGCGGCGUGACACAGGUGGUUUGCGUCGCCGAUCACUGGCGCGCGUCGUCACCAGUAUAUUGGAUAACGUAUACUGCGAAGACGAAUCGGGUCAUUCCUCAAACUGCCUAACGGCCCCCUGAGUGCCCGCGUAAGGUCCUCUAAUUCCCGCAGUUAGCAGGGGCAACGCACGCACUGUUUGCCAGGGAGGUUGCCUUCGGAGCCGACAUAACAAUCUGCAAGUUUGGCAAUAGAUAGCUUGAUCGGGGCGUGGGGCGUGCUAUAGCCAGGCCGCCAUGACCAAGGGACCAGAAGGGACCAUGCAUGCUUUGAGUUUGAGUGGCAUAUCGCGGCAGCGGCGGGACGGGGUAGCAGAAGGUCAAUAUGCUCCCGGCGACUGAUGGGAGGUGGCGAUACCUGACGACUGACCCAGCCGUGACACGCCCUCGCCUCGAGUCCGGCCCCCCCGUCGCCUCCCCUGCCCGGACCACCGCAUUGCCCCCGUCAUACCGCCCCUGCCCGGACCACCGCAUUGCCACCGUCCGCUUCGCUCCCUCCCCCAACCAAGAUACAAACUGGCAAGCCUGUGAGGUCCAAAGCAGGGUGUUCGUUCUCCACGUCACUGGCUCGUGAACUGCGUCAGCAGGUCCCCUCUUGUAACCAAUGCAACCUGUGAGGAUCGCGUGAUAUAGCCAAACUUGCGUGUGAGACGGGAGGGGUUGGAAGCAGCAUAAUAACCUGGAAGUAAAGGGAUUCAGAACCAUGGGACACUCGUUUCGACGGAUCUGGCUUCCGCCGCCUACUUUUUAGUGCCGUGGAGAACGUGGGUUAUGGUGGGCCCGCAACUUAUAACACACAAACCUCUAGGGCUCAGCCCCUAGCCUUACGAGCCUCGGCUCGUGAGGAAGCGCACAACAUUUUCGUGUGCGGCUUUGGCUUUCGUUACUAACUUUUUGUAGCCUUUUGCGGGCUCUGUGAGGCUUUACGACUUGGUUCCGACUUGGUUUGGAUGGCUUCGGCCUUGGGUGGGUGCGUCGCGCCCUGUUUUCGGCAUUGCGCGUUCUGUGGCGGCUGGCCGCGUCUGGGUGGCCGGCCGCGCUCGUUCUGCUCUGUGGUCGCUUUUUGGUUUAGUGUGUGCAGGUUACGGUGGCCCUGGUGGUCGCUCGUGGCCCGGCGCAAGCUUCGAUGUUCCGUGGUGCUCCUCGGCGCCUCUCCUCGUGCCGCCUGGCCCGCCGUCGUCUCCACCGGCGGCCUUGCUGGCUCAGCAGAUAGUUAGGUUGCGGGUGCCGUUCGUAGCAUGGCGGUUCAGGGACCGUUAGGCAGCAGAUGACGCUGGUCCCGGGUGUCGGAUGUGAGUGCCCGGGCGGCUGUUGCCCGGGCGCCCGGGCGGCUGGUGCGCCUGUUCGCCUCCGGGCGCGCGCGUGCCUGUUUGGUGGGUCGGUCUAGUUCGCUGGUGGGGCGGGUGGAGGGCGGUGUGCCCGUGGCGAGGUGUUGUGGUGUACUGGUGGUUUGGUCAGUUUCCGGCUCGGUUUCCCUUUGUGGUGCCUCGGCACCGACGUUUCCGGACAUGGGCCUCCGGGCCAAGACAUUGCGCGUCUGUGACGCCGACGAGAAAAUGUGUGGUGCUUGCGUUUGAUGGGGAUGUCGGCAGACCUCUGGCCUGUCGCGCCUUGUUGUGCGUUGGUGCUGCCGCCACAAGACCUAAACGAGAUGAGGGGUGUUACGUGGCGGUGGGGCUUUGGCGGGCUUCGGCUUGGCUUCGACUCAUGUGCGUAACACUAUGAAGGUCGGCAGCCAACCAGGGGGCGGGUGUUGUUUCUCUGGGUCGCAGAUGGCCCUUCGCGGCGUGGGUACGGCGUGCCCCCGCUUGUCGGGCUGUCCCUUCAAUUGUAAUCCGCAUCCUUAUGUUGGGCCUUAUGUUCUGGAGCUGUCCUGGGUGACGUUGUGCUAAGGAGUGUGCAAAUCACCUGGUAGUCCCACUGCUGAAUUGACAUCGAACUUGCUAAGCGGACACAAUUCACAACGACCAAAGGCCAGCUUUUCCGCCAGGUCACCAGGUGUGAUGGUCAGGGGGUUGACCCCUGAACCUGCGAAGGGAUCGCCGAUAAG